Messenger RNA from Micropterus salmoides (largemouth bass), 4561 nucleotides. RefSeq names its product heat shock transcription factor 4 (gene hsf4). Lineage: Eukaryota; Metazoa; Chordata; Actinopteri; Centrarchiformes; Centrarchidae. The record is from RefSeq and is a predicted model, not a curated record. Gene Ontology annotation, biological process: regulation of DNA-templated transcription. Gene Ontology annotation, molecular function: DNA-binding transcription factor activity; sequence-specific DNA binding. The transcript is spliced from 13 exons. Bases 1 to 1326 code for a protein of 441 amino acids.
AUGCAGGAGUCUCCAGGAGCCAUGGGUGUAGAUGGCAGCUACGCCAGCAAUGUUCCAGCUUUUCUCACCAAGCUGUGGACCCUGGUAGAGGAUCCAGAUACCAACCACCUCAUCUGCUGGAGCGCUACUGGGACUAGUUUCCAUGUGUUUGACCAGGGACGCUUUGCCAAGGAAGUUCUGCCAAAGUACUUUAAACACAACAAUAUGGCGAGCUUCGUUAGACAGCUCAACAUGUAUGGUUUCCGUAAGGUGGUGAACAUUGAGCAGAGCGGUCUGGUGAAGCCUGAAAGAGACGAUACAGAGUUCCAACAUCUGUACUUCCUCCAGGGACACGAACACAUGCUGGAACACAUCAAGAGGAAGGUAUCCAUAGUGAAGAGUGAAGAGACCAAAGUUCGUCAGGAGGACCUCAGUAAACUGCUGUAUGAAGUUCAGCUUCUUAGAACACAACAGGACAACAUGGAGUGUCAGAUGCAGGACAUGAAACAGCAGAAUGAAGUGCUGUGGAGAGAGGUGGUCUCACUGAGACAGAACCACACACAGCAACAGAAAGUCAUGAACAAGCUGAUUCAGUUUCUGUUCAGCCAGAUGCAGUCCAACACACCCAGCACUGUGGGCCUAAAGAGAAAGCUGCCCCUGAUGUUGGACGAUGGAUCUCCCAGCCCUCCUGCUUCCAAGUUCAGCCAUAGUCAUCAAAUGGAGCCCUUGCACGAGCCCUUCUACAUCCAGUCGCCAUCCAGUGAAACCGCUUCUUGCUCUACCAGUGGGCUGACAGGAGGACCAAUCAUAUCAGAUGUUACUGACAUGUCUCAGGCCACCAUGACCCUCCAGAUGCAGCCUGAUGAGACCAGGGAGAAGUGCAUGAUGCUCAUCAAAGAGGAGCCUGUGAGUCCAGGAGUGAGAGGAGGAGGGAAAGGAGGCAGUGUAGGGGGAGGAGAGGCAGUAGCGUUGACCUCCCCCUGUGAGGUGUGCUCCUCAGAACCUCCUGUCCUCCCCGUCGCAAUGGUCCAGUCUGUUCUGGAGGGGAGGGGAUCUGUAGCCUCUAUGGUGGAGAGGAGGAGUAAGAGGCCUGCCUUGGACAGAGUGGAGGUUUCAGAUACAGUGGAGAAUGUGGAUAUGAGCCUGGAGGAGCUGCAGCAGCUGCUGCUCAGGAGCCAUCAGCAGAGUACUGUGGAAGCUGGGACCAGCACUGUUAUGGAUCCCUUCAGUUUAAGCCUGCCUCUGGCAGAAUGGAACUUCACAGAGAUAGAGUCCAACCUCAAAUCAUACAUGUUCCAGAACCAGGAAGCGGAGGCCUUUCCAGCUACUGGCUGUGAGGAACAGUGAUCAAUCUGUGCUGUGGACUCUCCUUUCUAAAGCGGAAGGCCACAGAAGCUGCGGAUCCCCUCAUUAUUCCACUCUUCAUGAGUUUGAUCCCACGGCCCUGACAGGCUGUUUCUUACACAUUGCUUUGUUCACAUUCCCGUACCUACAAAAUGCAGUAAUGAAAAAGCUUAUAUUUACUGGUCAGCUGACUGCCAGUGGACCUUUCAACUACCAGCUCUGUGGGCACGACCGCUGCCUGCCUGAGGAGAGACACUGGUCUAAGUUUUCCAUAGUUACCCAAACAAAGAAGCGUGAUAUGACAUAAUCAUAUAUAGACUCCAAUAUUAAGCCAGCUGGAUGCAGACAGUGCAUUCUUGGCUCCAGCACUUUAAUCUUUGUGUGAGAGGGAGUUCCUGCUUGUGGACGUGAUUUUUUCUUCCUACUGUAUAAAGAAUCUACUACGGAUGUACAAAUGAAUAUUUUUAUCAUUUUAUCCUUAUUACAAAAAUACUGUAUUUGUAUCCAAGAGAAAACUUUGACAAAAAAGACGCUGUGAAAAACCAUCUUGGGGGGGCAAUGUAGCAUACUGUAUAUUACAAGUUACGUGAAUUUUUUUCAGUCUGUGAAAGGGUGUAGAAAUUUAAAGGGCUCCUCGUAUACUUCAUGGAUUUCAAAUCAUGAUAAAUGUGUUGAGAUAGAUCAGAGGUGAGUUAGCCUUCUGUGAUAUGAAAGUUCAUCUAGCAAAAAUAUGGAUUCAAGCCACUCUAAAAUCCAUUAAGAAACCUUUAGCAUAUCAUGAUAGGAGGUUUGACACACUUAAGCACUCAUCUAAUGUAUCUUUGCACAGGCCUGACAUGUAGCCAGAGACUUAGAGUUACUUCUCUUCUGUCCAUUUAAAUGUGAAGUUUAAAAGGAAUUAUUAAAAGAUAGACUUCUCAUUUGACAAAACCAUGAACACCACUGCAUUUUUGCACAAUCUGUAUCACUAGUUAUAUAUAGUUAUGACAACAGGUCAUUUAUUUUCUGUUUGUAGAUGACCAACACUUUGUUGCUCUACACAUGCAUGUCUAAAAGAGAAACUGGCCACAAUAACAGGGUUUUCCAAAAGCAAAAUUUAGAGACACAAGGUCUCUUAAUGUUACUACCGUUUUCACUUGGAAACAAAGGCCACACGUUGACUCAAGACUCAAGACCCUGAUAAACAGUCAAAACAGUGGGAUACUAUUUUUCAUACUUUCUAAAAAAAAAAAAAAGAAGAAAAAAAACAAAAAACAAAUACUCAACUGUCCAGGAGCCAGUCUUAAAAAGAUUUCAUUAUGGUUGACUGUGUUUCAUUAAAUGUAUGGUGGGGUGGUUACUUGAGAAUUUAAUCUGUUAUAAAACCAUGAAUACCUGGUUGAAAAAAAUGCAUUUUAAUUCUCUGGAUUUCCAAAAAUCAUUAAUAACUAACUGAUUAUGCCAUUUGAUGUAAAAUACUAGUCCUAAGCACUGGUUGCAGGCAACAGUUUAAAAGGUUAACUUAGUGCUAAACAUUCUUCUGGGAAACUUCCAGGAGAUUAUUUGCAUCGUGCAAUACUGUACAGAACUGUGAGAACUCACAAAAUUGCAAUACAUGGAUGACCAUAGGAAUGUAGGAAACAGCAACUGUGAGUGGUGGACUGGAACACACCAUAGUAAGAUGCACUGCAGAAGGACAAUGUUAGCCUGUGAGUCUAAAAGCUAUCUCUUUACACUGAGUUGGACAAAAGCCUCAACUUUACAAUUUUGGGGAGGCGCACGGCAGCUAAAAUGUACAUAGCCUCUAGCGAGGAGAAGGCAGCUAUGUGCACAGCUUCGUAGCUAUGAUGUAACCCCUAAACACAUAAACAGAACAGCAGUACAUUUCUCCCCUGUGUCAAUCUAAAAGCCCUGCUAGCUCUCUACGCAGAGGUGGACAGAAGCCCUAAUUUGUAGUCACAUUUUUUGGGAGGUACGCAUCAGCUACAACAUAGCCUAUGGUGAGGCUAUGUCGAGGUUAUGACAGAUAAGUACGUAGCUUUGUAGCGCAGAACUAGAAAUACAGCUUUAGGAACACUUUUUUGCGCUGAUUAGCUUCUACAAUUUGUCCUGUAUGAAUCUAAAAGUCAGGCUAGCUCUAGUCAGGCCGAAAGGAUUUAAACCAACUAAACGACCGGCAACUCCAUCGUCAGAGCUACACACUGCUGCUAGCAAGGCUAUAAAUCAGGGCAGCCAUUUGCAUUAGCUUUUUGAAAAGGGCUAACAUUGCAUUUUAUCAGUGAUGUACUUUUGAAUUCUUGUGUACUACUACUACUUAUGACUUCCAACUACUUUUACUUUCUCAUUAUCAAUAUUGUAACUACUGAAUUUAUAAUACUGGAACUUUGCAUCUAGAUUUGGUAGUGUGGUUCUGCGAAAGUUGAAAAACAAAUUCCUGACAUAGACAUGAUUACAGUUGGGGUUUUAUAUGUCUGAAUUAAGAGAGGGAAAAAGUGAAAGUGCAGACUUAACUAAACAUUAUAUUAUUUUUGCCAAAUUAAAAGGCUAACGCAAACUGCCCCCUGCAGGGUGACAUUUUUGUGACAGACCUCCCUUCUCAGUGCAUGCUUCAGGAGAAGAGCGAAAAAGCAAGCUGUGGUGUAUAACAAGUGAAAUUGCACUAAAAAUCACAGUUGUAUGAGUAUACGGUAUAUUUUAGACAUAGCAUUUAUUCUUGUUCCUCAUAUGAGUGUGUUAAUGAUUUUUUUCAAGGAGUGAUGAACGCAUACAUUCAGUUGCUGUUGUGUUCUUAAUUUAUUCUGUUUUCCAUUUUAAUCAUUUGCACUGGAAAUGAACGGAUGUGUGUUCAAAUGACAUUUAUGCUUGUCAGGAUUGCAAAUAGAUGAGGAAGUAUUUUUGUUAACUGAGUGAAAAGACCUCUGCUGUAACAAAGCCUGGCAUCCCAAAAGCACUUCUACACUAUGAAUGGACAACAAUACAUUAGCAAAUCAAUACAUAUAACAUAAUAAUUAAAGAAUCAGCAAAACCCUUUAUUAUUACAACAAAGUACACCCGCUGUCUACAAAGACACGGACAAUCUUAUUACUUAAAUGCUUUUGAAAGUGGGCCACAAUCUUCUGAAAAUGUGUUUUAAAUAGUUUUUUGCAAAGACUAAAAUGUAAUGUUACAGAGAGUCAAAAAAACUGAAAUGUAUUACACCUUUGUAUGAAAUAUUUAAGUUGUACAAACAAAUAAAAGUGAAAGAAAGCAGACACAGAAA